Penicillium arizonense is the source of this 1089-nucleotide messenger RNA. RefSeq names its product alpha/beta hydrolase family protein. Gene Ontology annotation, molecular function: 1-alkyl-2-acetylglycerophosphocholine esterase activity. The record is from RefSeq and is a predicted model, not a curated record. The transcript has a single exon. NCBI's taxonomy places the organism in Eukaryota, Fungi, Ascomycota, Eurotiomycetes, Eurotiales, Aspergillaceae. Bases 1 to 1089 code for a protein of 362 amino acids.
AUGGCUCUGUCUGUCUCUGCAGUGGUGAUUCCAACCCCACCCGGACCAUACGAUGUGUUUUACAACACAGCAAGCAUGGUUGAUAACACCAGAGUCGAUCCCUUUGAUCCCCAACACGGACCGCGUGCAGUGAUGACUUCGAUAUUCGCCCCCACCCAUUGCAAAGCCGAUCUCGAGAAGAUACAUUACCUGCCCACCAUAACAGCCGCAUUCUACUCCGAACUAUACAGCGCGUACGGACUUCCCAACGGGUCGCUUCAAUCCCUCUAUUUCCAGGCGUGCCCAGAGCCGCCAAGAGAGCAUCACAUCCAGUUCCCAGUGGUGAUUUUUUCGCCUGCUCUCGGCACGACGCGGCUGUUCUACAAUGCCUUUGCACAGUCUGUGGCCAGCGCUGGGUACAUCGUGGUGUCUAUCGAUCAUCCCUAUGAUACCGAGUUCCUAGAGUUUCCGGACGGAAGAGUCGUGACUGCAGCAAACAUCAGUGACGCGCAGAUUUCACUGGAUGUCGACACCCGAGCGCGAGAUGUGAUGUUCGUGCUAGAUCAGCUAAGUACAAAGGCUGGCAUAGCAGAUUUACUCCCUGGAAUGAGGGCAGCGGGUUUGAGAACUCGGCGAGUCGCGAUGUAUGGUCAUUCUGUCGGGGGUGCGGCCACCGCCGAAGCCAUGCAUUUGGACCGUCGGAUUGUUGCGGGAGCGAACCUGGACGGGUCAAUGUUUGGACCAGUGGUUCAACAAGGGCUUCAGGGUCCAUUCCUUCUGUUCGGACAUGAAAAUAAGACCCAGAUGACAGACCCAUCGUGGGCAGAGUUUUGGUCAAAUCUGCGGGGUUGGAGAUUAGAGCUGGAACUAGCCCAAGCUCAACAUUACACUUUCUCCGAUUUGCCGUUUCUAUUGAAGCUCCUGGCUCUGCCUGUUCAAAACAUACCGGCCAUGCAAAUGAUGGUUGGGACUCUAGAUGGGUUUAAGGCAUUUGAGAUUGUUCACCGAACCGUCGUUGCCUUUUUAGGCUUUGGGCUUCGUCAAACAUCGACGAGUCCGCUUCGAGAGGCUAUUUCGCAGUGUUCGGAGGUAUCGGUCGUUGCGCGGUAA